Pseudophryne corroboree (corroboree frog) is the source of this 1288-nucleotide messenger RNA. RefSeq names its product putative nuclease HARBI1. The coding region runs from base 108 to 626 and encodes 172 amino acids. The record is from RefSeq and is a predicted model, not a curated record. The transcript has 5 exons. Lineage: Eukaryota; Metazoa; Chordata; Amphibia; Anura; Myobatrachidae.
UCCCACAUGUUAUUGGGGUUGUGGAUGGCACACAUGUAGCUAUUCAGCCACCAAAACAUAAUGAAGAAAUUUUUAGAAACAGGAAACUGUUUCAUUCUCUGAAUGUAAUGGUUGUUUGUGGGCCAUCCCUCCAGAUCCUUUCCCUGAACGCAAAGUUUACUGGAAGUUCCCAUGAUGCGUAUGUCAUUAGACAAUCAGGGAUAUGGCAGAGAUUAAGAUCAAGUCAACGACCAGACAUGUGGUUAUUGGGAGACCGUGGAUAUCCUUGCACCCCCUGGCUCAUGACUCCUUACCGUAAUCCCAGGCCAGGACCACAGAUGGCAUUUAACUCCGCGCUCACUGCCACUAGGCAGCUGGUGGAGCGCACAAUUGGUGUCCUGAAAGGGCGGUUUCGUGUUCUCCACCGCACUGGUGGCGACAUCAUGUAUUCGCCGGAGAUGGCAAGUAAAAUAGUGGUCCUGUGCGCAAUACUCCAUAAUAUCGCGGUAAGGAGUAGUGUAGAGCUUCCUCAGGCAGAGGAAUUGCCUGAUGAGGAGCCAGGGGUUGUGCCACGCUUCGGUGGGGGGAGUGUGACACGGAGGGGGAGCCAAGUGAGGGCAAGAAUUGUAGCAGAAUAUUUCAGCUGAAUUAUCACACGAACUGUGGACAACAACAACGGCAAAACUCCCCACCCCCUUCCCCUUCUCACUCCCCCUCCCCUUCUCACUCCCCCUCCCCUUCUCACUCCCCCUCCCCUUCUCACUCCCCCUCAGCUUCCCAGUCCCCCUCAGCUUCCCAGGCCCCAUCAGCUUCCCUGGCCCACUCCACUUUACAUUCCCCUUCUCACCACACCUCUCCAUCUCUUUCUGGGACCCCUUCUCCUCCUUCCCAUACCCCUUCUCCUUCAAAAUCAACAUCACAAUCUGAACCACCCUCACCCUCUAUUGCUUUAACUUUUUCUCCGCCCCCCUCGCCCUCUCAAUCAGACCCCCCCUCUGAAAUUGCGGACCAAAUCCAGCCUCCUUCCCCCAUCCAGCCUCCUUCCACAAUCCCUCCUCCUUCCCCAAUCCCUCCUCCUUCCCCAAUCCCUCCUCCUUCCCCCAUCCAGCCGCCUUCCCCCAUCCAGCCAACAUCCCCACCAAGUGAAUGGGCAGAGGAAGCCCCUGCCGAACGUUCCGGGAGUCUGGAUGUUGCCGUGGAAAAUGUUGCAGUUGGAGAUCCCACAAGUUUUUCAGGGAUACUUUACACCAUGCGCCAACACCUGCAAGGAAUGAUGGAUUGUGUGGACCAUUUGCAAAAAUUUGCUUGA